Monosiga brevicollis MX1 is the source of this 705-nucleotide messenger RNA. RefSeq lists its product as uncharacterized. Gene Ontology annotation, molecular function: calcium ion binding. The record is from RefSeq and is a predicted model, not a curated record. Lineage: Eukaryota; Choanoflagellata; Craspedida; Salpingoecidae. The transcript has 8 exons. Bases 97 to 705 code for a protein of 202 amino acids.
GUGGAUCGAUACGGCAGCGCCAUCAAGGCUCUUGUUGUCACCACAACCUUACCGCGGACCACCAGUGCCUGCCCUGAUCCCUGAUCCACCUUUAUCAUGGGUCACGCACCAAGCAAGCUCAAGCCCGAGCAGAUUGAUGCUCUGGCCAAAGAGACAAAGUUCACCACCGAGGAGAUCCAGCAGUGGUUCAAGGCUUUUCGCAAGGAUUGCCCCUCGGGCGAACUCAGCCGCAAGGAGUUCUGCCGCAUCUACAGCCAGUUCUUCCCCGCCGGUAAUCCGGAGGAGUUUGCCGAGUACGUCUUUCGCACAUUUGACAAGGAUGCCAACGGCAAGGUGAACUUCCGCGAGUUUAUGUGCGCCAUCUCCGUGACGUCACGCGGCACGGUCGAACAGAAGCUCGACUGGGCAUUCCACCUGUACGAUCAGAACAACGAUGGCUUCAUCACUCGCGAGGAGAUGAUUGCCAUUGUGCGCUCCAUCUACACCAUGGUGGCAGACAAGUCCCAGCUGCCCGAGGACGUCAACACACCCGAAAAACGCGUCGAGAAAAUUUUCAGCGUCAUGGAUACGAACCACGAUGACCGCUUAACACGUGAAGAGUUUCACGCAGGUGCCAAGAAGGAUCCUUCCAUCAUGGGUGCCUUGAGCAUGUGUGCGUCCAACGUCUCAUUGUUCGUGCCCGUCCAUGUGCAACCCUUGCCCUGA